AGUAAAAGAUGGUUAAAGGAUGGUGAGCCGGGAGAGAAGUGCGAGUAGUUUUUUAGAGCGUGCGGUUUCCGAUUGACCAAAGAUACAGACUCGCGUGACCACUCCUACGCAGGAUUCAGUGACACACGUGUUUUAGACGGUGAAAUAAAAGUAAACUCAAAACUUCAACGGCUGGUAACAAGUUUUGUUUUUUACCAAACACGCAAAACGUUUUAAAUGCAACGCUGUUUGAUAUAUGAGAAAGCCAUGGCAGCCGAGACGAAGAACGGCGGGAGUUCACUGAGCAACAAUAACUGCAAAGACCACAGCAGGAGAAAGUUGCUGGUCGGAGUGGAUCUCUUCUGCUUGUUUUUAGCUGGCCUUCCUUUCUUGGUCAUUGAGACCAGCGCGGUUCAGCCUUACCGUAGAGGGUUUUACUGCGAUGAUGAGUCCAUCAAGUACCCGGCCAAAAACAGAGACACCAUUAGCGACGGUGUGCUCAGCGGCUCUGGCAUUCUAAUCACCUUCCUCUCUAUUAUAAUUGGUGAGAGCUACAGGAUCUAUUUUUUGAACGAAGGAUCCAAGUCUUUUGUGGGGAACCCGUACAUAUCUGCUCUGUACAAGCAGGUCGGGGUGUUCAUCUUCGGCUGUGCCAUCAGCCAGUCCUUUACUGAUAUUGCCAAAGUGUCAGUGGGCCGCCUGCGCCCUCACUUCCUCGAUGUGUGCAAACCUGACUUCUCUACGAUCAACUGCUCUCUGGGCUACAUCACUGACUACCACUGUCAGGGCCCAGAGAGCAAAGUUCAAGAGGCCAGGAAGUCUUUUUUCUCUGGACAUGCAUCAUUCUCCAUGUACACCAUGCUUUAUCUGGUGUUUUACCUACAGUCUCGUUUUACUUGGCAUGGAGCUCGCCUGCUUCGCCCUUUAACCCAAUUCACUCUCAUCAUGAUGUCUUUUUACACCGGCCUGUCCCGCGUCUCUGAUCACAAGCACCACCCCACUGACGUCCUGGCUGGUUUUGUACAGGGAGCCCUGGUGGCCUACUGCAUAGUAUUCUUUGUGUCAGAUUUGUUCAAGCCCAAAGGAAGACGUUCUACCUUGUCUUCAACCCCUCUGAAGAAAGACCUGGUUCCUGCGGUAGACAUCAGAGAGCGGAGCAACCAUCUCAUCAUGGCAUAGAGAAGACUGCAGACUGACUGUAUAUAACCCUGACCUGUGCCUUUUUAAAUCACUACUACAGCCACUAGUCGAUACUGGAUAAUGUAAACUUCAACAACCUGGAAAAUGUGGACAAAUAUGGAACAUUGAACAUCUCACUGGAUGAGAAGAAGCUAUGGAAAAGCAGUUAAGCAAGUUUUGCUUUCUGAAUGGAAAUUUUUGUCUUUCCUCUGUCUCACCAGGCAAUCUGUGAGGAAAAGAGAGCUGACCUCCUUUUAUUGAGGCAUAUUUGUCCCUGUUCUUCUGUUAUGAAGAUUAUUGUAGAUUCUCUGCUGCCGACUUAGAAAUGGCAGCUGUAAACAAAGCCAUGUGUGGCCUUUGUGCUUUCUUGCCUCAGCUGCACCCAGCACGGGGGCUACAUUCAUAUUCCGGCCACACACUCACAAUGUGACCUGUCCUAAUAAAUCAUGACAACCAAACAAAUUCCUGAAUUUCAGGAAGGAUGCUGUUUUAGUUUGGUUUUAUUGCAAACAUAAAUAAUGUAUGUGCAAUUUAUAGCACUAAACUCAUUAUUGUUUGUCACCACUCGGAUUACCUAAAGCAAAGCUUUCGGAAAGCUUUGUAAGCCUUUAUGUUUUUAUUAUGUGCAUGAUGUAGUGUUGCUUAGAAGCUGCACAUAAGUUACAGUAGUUGGAAAGUACAGUGAGGGCGUGUGUUUUGGAUGUGGGCCUGUUUCUGCUGGAUAGGACGAGCCCCCACUGAGCCGUUUAAUGAAAUACCUGUUGUAUGUACCAGACCGGUGCUCACAAGUGUUAGGUCAAAGUGUGUGUGUGUGUGUGUGUGUAUCACUUGUGUGUGCUCGCGUAUUUGUGUGUGUGUGUGUGUGUGUGUGUGUGUGUGUGUGUGUGUGUGUGUGUGUGUGUGUGUGUGUGUGUGUGUGUGUGUGUGUGUGUGUGUGUGUGUCUGAGUGAGGCCUUUAUGGCCAGUGUACCUUAAUGUCAGGUCUAUAUAUCUCAGUGUUUGUAGCCUAGUCUCCAGCCAGAGAACAAGCACCUGCUCCAACGGACACAUGUAACUAAAGACAGGAACACUGUGGGGGGGUGGGGUUGCUGUACUAUUACUAAUCAUUUUUAUGAUUAACAUGAUGACAAAUUCUGUGAUAUACUGGAUCCCAUAGAGACAUAUGCAGUGUAUAUAUACUGUAUAAAACAAAGACAUGCACCUCGUAGAGUAGAGGUUACCCAUUUCAGUACCAAAGCACAAUUUAGCAAUUGUUUUGGCACAUUUUAAAUGCCUAAUAACUCGAAGUUUUGUAAAAUAAUACAAAAGGGCUAGCAAUGCGCUAGAGCUAGCUCUGCAUUAUAAUAGACAACCAAUUUAUAACGAUGUCAAUAUGUUUGUAUGGUUUUAAUGUAAUUAAAAAGCACAGUGAUGACUGUAACCACUGGGUGAAGUUCAACUUUGAUCUGACACAGUUGUUUUUCUUCAUUCAUGCUUUGACAAAUGUACUCUAUAUAAAAUGAGAGGACUGUGUGUUCUUCCCAUACGUUGUGUAAAGUUGUAUUGUGUGUGUGUUUGCAGCAUGUGUUUUGGUGAAAUGUCCACUAUGACUCUGACACCUGUGUAAAUGGAAUACGUGCUUCUUGAAGAGGCAGAGUUUGGCAAAUGUCAUCCAGUACGGGUGACAAUUCAUGAUUAUUAAGUUUUAAUUAAAAAACAAAAACAAAGCUCUCAAAACAGACAGCUUCAGUACUUUUUUUUUUUUUUUUUUAUUAAGAGUCUCUCAGUAUUUUUGUAAUAUUGUGAAAUUUUGUACAAUGAAACUAUGUUAUAUCAAAGAUAAAAUGUCUUUAAUAAAAAACAAAAGAUCAAGCA
Messenger RNA from Archocentrus centrarchus (flier cichlid), 3012 nucleotides. RefSeq names its product phospholipid phosphatase 3-like. The transcript has 6 exons. Gene Ontology annotation, cellular component: plasma membrane. Gene Ontology annotation, molecular function: phosphatidate phosphatase activity. Gene Ontology annotation, biological process: phospholipid metabolic process; signal transduction; phospholipid dephosphorylation. The record is from RefSeq and is a predicted model, not a curated record. NCBI's taxonomy places the organism in Eukaryota, Metazoa, Chordata, Actinopteri, Cichliformes, Cichlidae. Bases 217 to 1158 code for a protein of 313 amino acids.